Petromyzon marinus (sea lamprey) is the source of this 2310-nucleotide messenger RNA. Its product is annotated as homeobox protein six1-like. The record is from RefSeq and is a predicted model, not a curated record. Gene Ontology annotation, molecular function: RNA polymerase II cis-regulatory region sequence-specific DNA binding; DNA-binding transcription factor activity, RNA polymerase II-specific. Lineage: Eukaryota; Metazoa; Chordata; Hyperoartia; Petromyzontiformes; Petromyzontidae. Gene Ontology annotation, biological process: regulation of transcription by RNA polymerase II. Gene Ontology annotation, cellular component: transcription regulator complex; nucleus.
AGUGAGACUCGAGCAGAGGGAGGAGGAGGAGGACGAGGCGAGUGAGACUCGAGCAGAGGGAGGAGGAGGAGGACGAGUCUCGUGAAGGAAGAAUAGGAUCGUCCCUCCUCUCCGCGUGGUGCACGUUGGGGGGGGGGGGGGCACCAUGUCCCUACUGCCGUCGUUCGGCUUCACGCAGGAGCAGGUGGCGUGCGUGUGCGAGGUGCUGCAGCAGGGAGGCAACAUCGAGCGCCUGGGCCGCUUCCUGUGGUCGCUGCCCGCGUGCGAGCACCUCCACAAGAACGAGAGCGUGCUCAAGGCGAAGGCCGUGGUGGCCUUCCACCGGGGCAACUUCCGCGAGCUCUACAAGACGCUGGAGAGCCACCAGUUCUCGGCGCACAACCACCCCAAGCUGCAGCAGCUGUGGCUCAAGGCGCACUACACGGAGGCGGAGAAGCUGCGCGGGAGACCCCUGGGCGCCGUGGGCAAGUACCGGGUGCGGCGCAAGUUCCCGCUGCCGAGGACCAUCUGGGACGGCGAGGAGACGAGCUACUGCUUCAAGGAGAAGUCUCGGGGCGUGCUGCGCGAGUGGUACGCGCACAACCCGUACCCGUCCCCGCGCGAGAAGCGGGAGCUGGCCGAGGCCACGGGGCUGACCACGACGCAGGUCAGCAACUGGUUCAAGAACCGGCGACAGCGAGACCGCGCCGCGGAGGCCAAGGACAGAGAGAACAGCGAGAACGCGCACCACCACCACUCCAACGCGGGAGGGGGCACGGGCGGCGCUGGGGGGCUGGUGCUCUCCCCCCUCCACGGGGGCCGCGGCCUCCUGAGCUCGGACGAGGAGAGGAGCCCGGCCCCCUCCCCCGCGCACUCCACCCCCAACGACACCCCGCCCCGCCUCCUGGGACAUCACCCCGCAGCAGCAGCAGCAGCAGCAGGGCACGGCGAGCACCACCAACAUCAUCACCAUCAGCAGCAGCAGCAACAGCAUCAUCAGCAUCAUCAUCAUCAGCAGCAGCAGCAGCAGCAUCACGCCAGCGCGUACCAGCAGCAGUACGUGGGGGGCACUCUGAUGCCUCUCCCCGUCUUGGUCUCUAACUCUGCGGGGGGCGCCCUGCCCGGGCCGGGCUCCCUGCAGCAGCAGCAGCAGCAGCACGCCCUGCAGGACUCCUCACUGCUGCAGCCGCUCUCCUCCAGCCUUGUCAACAUCGGGUAGCGAGCUGGGGGUGCGGCGGGGCGAGGGGGGCUACGGGGGAAGGGGGCGUACCCCCCCCCGCCCCCCUCUUCCUCCUCCCCUGCUCAGUUGGGUGAAACACUGCGGGGAGUGGGGGUCCCAGGAACGGAGUCAGGGAAGCGGGGAGUCCCGGCCCCGCUGGGGUCAAGACGCAACCCCCCCCCCCCGCUACCCUCCCCCCUUGCACAGAGGACCCCCCACCCCGUCCUUCGUCCCCAUAUUUCACCACCCCUGGGCCCCAAGGCGCGGCUCGCGCCCGCUCGGCUCAGCAGCAAGCAGAGACGGGGGGGGGGGGGGGGCGUCCGCAUCGACCCUGAACUUCAACCCGAACCUCACCACAACUUUACCACAACCUCACCACAACUUUACCACAACCUCACCACAACUUUACCACAACCUCACCACAACUUUACCGCAACCUCACCACAACUUCACCGCAACCUCACCACAACUUUACCACAACCUCACCACAACUUUACCACAACCUCACCACAACUUUACCACAACCUCACCACAACUUUACCACAAACUCACCACAACUUUACCACAACCUCACCACAACUUUACCACAACCUCACCACAACUUUACCACAACCUCACCACAACUUUACCACAACCUCACCACAACUUUACCACAACCUCACGACAACUUUACCAUAACCUCACCACAACUUUACCACAACCUCACCACAACUUUACCACAACCUCACCACAACUUCACCCCUGGCGCGACACGCCGAGCGCUGCGGCGGGCGUGAGGUUGGCACCAAGUGAGACGCGGCAGGACUCGCGGCCGACGAUGUCACAGCCUCGCGUUUCAAUGUGCGACCGUCUGACAAGCGAAACCUCUCACGCGUACAGAACCCCGCCGCACAUCCCCCUCCCCUCUCUCCCCGGCACCCCCCCCCCCCACGUCUCCCCCAGACCCCCACCCGUCAUCCCGCUCGCUUCUCUACUGAACCCUCCCGGCGCCUCGCGAUCAUCCGCGGCUCACCCCCUUGGCUGGGAUCGCGGCAAGGCUGCGGUUCAACACCGGGCCCGUUCCGGCGUUCCGGCUCCGCGACAAUAAACGAACUCACAUCGUGAAACUACAA